AUGUCAAACGAGAAUAUCCUGGCCGAACGGCUUGAGCCACAUUUAGACAGCGGAGACGAGUUCCCAAGUCCUCCUCCAAAACGCAGACGCAUUUCGCAAGAGAGUGAUAGUCCUCCAGGCACUGCCACGCGACAUGCCCCGAUAUCCAGAGUGAAAAGAAUCGUCUCACCAGAGCAGAAUGGAUCAGUAUCGGCGGCGCGACCUACUAUCCCUACAACCUCUGUUACCUUCCAGUCGCUUUCUGUGGCACCAUGGCUGAUACAUUCUCUGGCCGCAAUGGCCAUAUCACAUCCCACCGAGAUUCAGCGUUCCUGCAUACCUGAAAUUUUAAAAGGAAGAGAUUGCAUUGGAGGCUCGAGGACGGGUACUGGAAAGACUGUGGCGUUUGCGGUUCCUAUAUUGCAAAAAUGGGCAGAGGAUCCGUUCGGUAUCUACGCCGUCAUCCUCACGCCAACGAGAGAGCUGGCUUUGCAAAUUUACGAGCAGUUUCAGGCGCUAGGAGCCCCACAGAAUCUAAAGACGGUUCUGAUAACAGGAGGAUGUGAUAUGAGGCCCCAAGCCGUUGCUCUUGCCAAGCGGCCACACGUCGUCGUUGCAACACCAGGUAGACUGGCAGACCACAUUCUCAGCUCCGGCAAAGAAACCACCAUCGGGUUGUCUCGUGCGAGAGUGAUGGUCCUCGAUGAAGCCGACCGCUUGCUAGCCUCUGGACCGGGCUCCAUGCUUCCAGACCUCAAUACUUGCCUUUCUGCUCUUCCGCCACCUUCAUCACGAUUGACCCUGCUUUUUACCGCGACAAUAACGCCAGAAGUUCGAGCGCUGAAGGAUCUUGCACGGCCACCAGACCGGCCUCCUAUUUUCAUCUCUGAAAUUGCAGACAUCUCGGAUCCCUCUUCCUCUUCCAGCCUCGUUCCCGCGUCGCUCACACAAACAUACCUCCAGAUCCCCAUGACUCACAAGGACGCCUUCCUUCACGUCCUCCUAUCCGUCCCUUCGUUCGCAAAGGAACCCGAGCCCAGCAUCAUGGUUUUUGUGAACCGCACCAGCACCGCCGACAUUCUUCACCGUACCCUCCUCCAACUCUCCCAUCCUGUGACAGCACUGCAUUCCGAACUGCCUCAGAGCCAGCGAAACAGGAAUCUCUCCGACUUUCGCUCUCAAAAGUCGCGGAUUCUCAUUAGCACAGAUGUGGCUUCAAGAGGCCUCGAUAUCCCCGAAGUCAACUUCGUGAUCAACUUUGAUGUCCCUCGGAAUCCGGUAGAUUACGUUCACCGAGUUGGGCGUACUGCUAGAGCGGGCAGGGAAGGUACGAGCGUCACAUUUGUUGGACAGAGAGACGUCGCUCUCGUUCUAGCCAUCGAGGAGUACAUAGGAAGUAAGAUGGCGGAAUGGACCGAAGAGGGAGUAAACAUCGAGACACGCGUUGUGAAAGGCCGCACAUUGAAGGACGUGGCCGAGGCGCGAAUGGAAGCUCUUCGGGAUGCUGAGAGUGGCAAGGACGUGAAAGGCUGGCGAAGGAAGAUCAAGAAGGAUAGGAAGCGAGCAUUUGUCGGAUAG
Molecule: messenger RNA, 1557 nt
Organism: Fonsecaea multimorphosa CBS 102226
Lineage: Eukaryota; Fungi; Ascomycota; Eurotiomycetes; Chaetothyriales; Herpotrichiellaceae
Exons: 1
Coding region: 1-1557 (518 amino acids)
Molecular function (GO): nucleic acid binding; ATP binding; RNA helicase activity
Source: RefSeq, a predicted model, not a curated record